AUGCUCGCCACUAGAGUGAGUUCUGGCAACGGAGAGUUGCUGCGAUGCCGUUCUGGGUACUUCGAUCCACUUUCUUCGAAUGGACUCUCUACAGAAAACCAAUCACGCCAUGCACUUAUAGCCGGGUCAGCUCACUGCCGCUCCUCACCAACCAGAUCAGACACGACAUUCAGAAUGUCGAAAUAUCAUCCGUUCGCCACUCUCCACAUGGACAACGAAGGCCCAGCAUUCGAUGCUCUUCAGCAGGCUCCGGAUCAUUUUCGCCAGGAUGGAGGUGCUGCGGUGUACUAUAGGUCACUCUUCAGAUCGACGCCACCAACGCUCAUCGAGUCGAGGAGGACAUGGCAGAUUUGA
Molecule: messenger RNA, 354 nt
Organism: Fulvia fulva
Lineage: Eukaryota; Fungi; Ascomycota; Dothideomycetes; Mycosphaerellales; Mycosphaerellaceae
Exons: 2
Coding region: 1-354 (117 amino acids)
Source: RefSeq, a predicted model, not a curated record